Vigna unguiculata (cowpea) is the source of this 1707-nucleotide messenger RNA. RefSeq lists its product as uncharacterized. The record is from RefSeq and is a predicted model, not a curated record. Lineage: Eukaryota; Viridiplantae; Streptophyta; Magnoliopsida; Fabales; Fabaceae.
AUGGAUAGUAGUGAGGGAAGUGAAUACAGUGAGCAGGGACCGCAAACGUUGGACAGGGGCUUGUCAGACGAUGAAUGGGUAUCAAAAGAGUUGGGAAGUGAUAUUGGUGAAGUUGAGGAAGAUGAAGGUACGUAUUUUAGUGAGAAGGGGGAUUUUGUUGAAGCCAUAAGAAGCUACGCAUUGGAAAAUGGUAGAAGUCUUAAAAUAGUUAAAAAUGACAGGAGGAGGGUGCGAGUGAAGUGUCUGGGUGGUAAGGGAAAAUGUCCAUGGCUUGCUUACUGUGGUUAUAUGCAAGCAGUUAAGUCUUGGCAGUUGAGGAAAAUAGUUGAUACCCACACCUGCAGUAGAGAAUUUAACCUUCGUUUGAUUAAUGCUAAAUGGGAAAGGGCAAUAGCAACAGAAAGUGUUGAGGGCUCCUUUAAAGACCAAUAUAAGAGGUUGUACGAUUACGCACAUGAGCUGCUGAAAACAAAUCCUGGAUCAACUGUGAAACUGAAGGUUAAGGAGAAUGAAGGUGAACCCAUUUUUGAGAGGUUUUAUACAUGUUUCAAGAUCCUGCCCAUUGCUUAUGUUGUCGUUGAGGUGGAGAAUAAGGACUCCUGGACUUGGUUUUUAGACCUAUUGAUUGAAGAUCUAGGUGGGAAACAACUAUGUGGAGGGUGCACAUUCAUAUCAGACCAACAAAAGGGUCUGUUACCAACUAUUCAAGAUCUACUUCCUGGUGUGGAUCAAAGAUUUUGCGUGAGGCAUUUGUAUGCCAAUUUCAGGAAGAGAUUCCCUGGUAAGAACCUCAAACGACUAAUGUGGAGCGCUGCAUCUACCACACAUCCAGAGGCAUGGGAGCAAGAAAUGAGGAAUACUAAAGAAAUCAAUGUUGAGGCAUUCAAAUACUUGAUUGCAAUUCCCCCAAGAUAUUGGUCACGUUCUCGAUUCACUCAUACUGCCCAAUCUGAUACAAUAGUCAACAACAUGUCAGAGGCUUUUAAUAGUGUUCUGGUCACUACAAGGACUAAGCCAAUAAUCAAAAUGCUGGAAGAAAUCAGAAUAUACCUGAUGAAUAGAUGGGCAGCCAACAGAGAAAGCUGGUCAGCAGACAAAAUCUUUGAGGUCAGACAUGUCUCACAAAUUGGGGACAAGUUUGUGGUCAACAUAGACGAAGCAUCAUGCACAUGUCGAAAAUGGAGCAUAAGUGGGAUUCCGUGCUGCCAUGCUCUUUCUGCAAUGAAGUUUUUGGGGAUUAAUGGAGAAGACUUCAUCUCUACUUGGUUUAGGAAGAACACCUACGAGGAAACCUAUUCCUCAAUCAUAUUCCCCAUCAAUGGUCAGAAUGUAUGGGACAUAACACCAUAUCCUGAUUUGUUGCCACCUGAGAAAAGAAUUAUGCUAGGAAGACCAAAGAAGAAGAGAAGAUUACAAGAUUGGGAGCUUAGGAAAGAUGAGACGCAAAUGACAAAUGCUGGAUUAAGAAAAAGAUGUGGAUUUUGUAAGCAACUUGAUCACAACAAAAACAAGUGCUCCCAAUAUAAGGCACAUUUGAAGACAACAUCUGAAGCAUCUAACCAACCAAACCCACCAACAGCAGUGCCUUCUACUCAAUCAUCUGAACAACAAAACCCCACACCAGUGCCUUCUGCUCAAUCAUCUCAACAACAAAACCCACCACUAGUGCCUUCUGCUCAAUCAUCUCAACAACAAAACCCACCAUGA